AUGGCCCAGGAACAGCAAAAACGAAACAUUGUCAUAAUCGGCGGUGGAAUAAUAGGCUCCACGACCGCCUACUUCCUAUCCCACCAUGAGAAGUUCAACCGCGAAAGAGAUAGCAUAACCCUUCUGGAGGCGACCAAGAUCGCCGGCGGGGCAUCAGGCAAAGCAGGUGGUCUUUUAGCGAAAUGGGCCUACCCAAGCUGCAUAGUGCCUCUAAGCUACCGCCUGCACCAAGAGCUCGCAUCAACCCACGCCGGCUCCUCACGCUGGGACUACCGCGGCGUGAACUGCGGCCAGCUCGACACGAAAGGUCGCCCGCCAUCCAAGACGCCCAACAACGCACUCAACCUCAACAAGGAUUCCGUCUCGCUGCAGAAGCGGUCCGAGAAGGCGCUCGGCCUGCUGCGCGCCGCGGGAGUGCCCGACGACCUCGACUGGGUGCAGGCGGACGGCAUCGCCGCGUACGAUGAGAUGGGCGAUCCUAGCACGACGGCGCAGGUGCAUCCGUUUAAGUUUACGACGUCCAUGGCUGAUCUGGCUGAGGAGAAGGGCGUGAAGGUCGUGUUUGGCUCUGCGAAGGAAGUGCUGCAAUCGUCCUCCACGGGUAGUGUCGAAGGUGUAAAGUACACCGACAAAGCGACCGGCGAGGAAAAGACCCUCGAAGCCGAUACCGUAGUACUCACAGCCGGACCAUGGACUCCAAUUGUUUGGCCGAAAGCGCCUAUCUCGGCGCUCAGAGCACACUCCGUCACGAUUACGCCUUCUAGGCCCGUCUCUGCGUACGCGCUGUUUACGAGCAUCGAUCUGCCCAAGGCGGGUGGGAAGAGGAGUCAUACGGUGACGCCGGAGAUCUACGCAAGACCUAACAACGAGGUGUAUGCUUGCGGCGAGGGGGACCAGUACGUUCCGCUACCCGCAUCGACGGAUCUCGUCGAGGUCGAUGAGGGCAGGUGUCAGGAUAUUGUGGAUCAGGUCACGAGUAUUUCUGAGGAGCUGAGAGAUGGCGAGGUCACGGUGAGGCAGGCGUGUUACUUGCCGAACGCGACGAGGGGUGGUGGUCCGUAUAUUGGGGAGACGAAGACGAAGGGCUUGUUUAUAGGGGCGGGGCAUACGUGUUGGGGCAUACAGAAUGCACCAGGAACAGGGAAAGUUCUUAGCGAAAUGAUUUGGGAUGGGAAGGCGAAGAGUGCAGAUUUGAGCAGUUUGGACCCGAAGAGGUUCAUGUAA
This is a messenger RNA of Aaosphaeria arxii CBS 175.79, 1224 nucleotides long. RefSeq names its product FAD dependent oxidoreductase. Bases 1 to 1224 code for a protein of 407 amino acids. Gene Ontology annotation, cellular component: cytoplasm; late endosome. Gene Ontology annotation, molecular function: oxidoreductase activity. Lineage: Eukaryota; Fungi; Ascomycota; Dothideomycetes; Pleosporales. The transcript has 3 exons. The record is from RefSeq and is a predicted model, not a curated record. Gene Ontology annotation, biological process: retrograde transport, endosome to Golgi.